Messenger RNA from Miscanthus lutarioriparius, 648 nucleotides. The record is from the annotation of a GenBank genome assembly. Lineage: Eukaryota; Viridiplantae; Streptophyta; Magnoliopsida; Poales; Poaceae.
AUGUCGCAGAGGUCGGAGACGGGUACUAGUACUACAGGGGAGGACGACGCGGAGCAGCGGCUGCCGACGGCGAAGCGUUACCUGCAGGCAGAGGCGGGGGUGCUGGAGCGCCUGAUGUACAAGCACAAGCACCAGAACCAGCACCGUGGCGCUGCCUACUUCCAGUACCUCCUCAAGGUAAGGAGGGACCUGAAGCUGCUGCUCGGCGCCGGCUUCACGGAGGUCCUCAACGCCGUGUUCCCGGUUCUCGCAUGCCGCAAGCCGGCCAACACGAUCCUCGUCCCCACCAAGCAGACUAAGAAGAAACCUGGUGCAAACCACAGCCAUCAUGAGAGGCUUUUGGGUGUUGCCCGCUUGUUAUCCCAGAUGCUACUUGAGGUUGUGUCAAUAUACAAUAAGGUCAAUGAUCUUACUGAUAGGAAGCAGGCUGUUAAGAUUGGCAUCAGCAGAGUGCAGGCUUUGAGAGAGUACUACCCCUCUAUGAAUGAUGCAUGUACAGUUCUGGAGUGCGUAUGGGUAAAAGAUAAAUUCAUUUUGCAUGAAAAGGUUACUGAUAUCUGUCAGGAAACCCAAGGUAAGGAUCAGAAGUGCUGUGAUCCUGAAUCUCCAAUCCAGUAUGAAACACUUGCAUUCAUUAGUGAAGGUUGA